This is a messenger RNA of Orcinus orca (killer whale), 4589 nucleotides long. It is a transcript of the gene SLFNL1, whose product is annotated as schlafen like 1. NCBI's taxonomy places the organism in Eukaryota, Metazoa, Chordata, Mammalia, Artiodactyla, Delphinidae. The transcript has 4 exons. The record is from RefSeq and is a predicted model, not a curated record. The coding region runs from base 1570 to 2733 and encodes 387 amino acids.
CUCUGGCAAAGAGAAGAGCCUGGUGUCAGGGGAGCCAUGGAACCAGCUGCGUUCUGAUCCAUUCUGGGAGCAGCUGGGCCCUGUCCGUGCUCAGGGGAGCCUGGGAUUGGUGACUGAGGUGGGGACCUGCGUGGGCAGGAGGGCCCGGAGAGACCUGACAGAAGGAGGAAGUAUGUCUUCAGUCCCUGGAUUCUAGGAGCUGCCCCGAAGAAGCCCCACACGAAGCUGCAUGAGAUAUCCGUUUACACUGGGGUGGGGAGUAGGGAGGACUUUUCCUGGCUCACCUGCCAAGCCUAGAAGCAUUGUUGACUCUCCUGAGAUCACAGAGGUGGCUGCACAGGCCCCACCCACUUCCUACAGCCCUGGUUCCCCCUCCCUGAGCCAAGCCCCCAAGCACCCUGGGGAGCUGCUGGGCAGGGGGCAGGGGUCUGUGGGAGCGGAGGGCUGGCACCUCCCACUCUCCCCCAGGAACCGUCAGGACAUGAGAGUCACAGGCCUCCCUAUUCCUCCUAUUCCCGUUUGCCCUGAAUGUCCCCACUACAGCAGUGGUGGACCCCAGGCCCUGACUGCCUCAAGUAUCCAAUCUGAAAAGACGCAGGCCAGCGGUACCUGCCACGCACACCGGAGGCUGAGUGUAUGGGGGCGAGUGGAGGGACUGGUGUGUACACAUGUGUGCUCAGCUCAGGAGUGAGGAGCCCUGGCCUAGCGGGAGGUGGUGGGCGACAUACACGAGGGUCCAGCUCUGACCCUCAUUCCGCCCCUCCUCACUUCUGCUCUCUGGACCCAAACCAGAGGAUCUGGUCUAGAUGAGCCUCGUCGAACUGUACGUAUAUAUGCAAAGGCCAUUGUUCUGGGGAGGGGCCGUAGCUUUCAUCAGUGUACCCAAAGCAGAAGAACCUCGCUCUAAAACCCGCUGACCCAGCCUGACCCCUUCAGAACCUCUGCUGGGCUCACCCCGGCUUCAGAGCAGGCAAGGAGAAGCACAGGGGGGCCACAACCAGUCCUCAAAGCCCUGGGUUAAGGAUGCUUCUCCAAAGGCCCCUUGAAAAGGUUUCUCUGGUGCCUGGAGGCUGGGCAGGAAACCCUGAAGGCAUCUAGGAGGCCCCAGCCUGUGGAUUGGUGAGGGAAGACAGGCCCACUGGGGCCAGUGAAAGGAUGGGGGGAGGCGUGCCUCAGAGACCUGCGUUCCGGUCCCCUCUGCCCCGCUGGGAGCACAGGCUCGCAGUCCUCCCUCCUGCGGGAUGGAGCGGCAGGUCCACAUGCUCUGUUCUCUGGCUCAGCCCUGUCUGACUCUCCUCUUUCCUGUCCGAGGCUUUGGGCGGGUGGCAGCCCUUUCCUGCCGGCCCUCUGCCCACCCUCGCUCUCUGGCUCCACCCAGCCCCCGCCAAUCUGUGAACCUCCCGGGAGCCUUGGCCCCUCCGAGUCCCCUGGGAGGCCCUGGGCUGACCCGAGAGCCCAGGGCCCCGGGAGGAGUGGCCAGCGGUGAGGAAUCCCAGAAGCCCCUCCGAGGGAGACCCCUCCAGAGACCUCCAGGAAGAGAUCACCGCGACAUAGGUGCAGGAGCCCCUCAUGGAGCCCCCAGGCAAGCGGCCCCUGCAGGAGCUCCCCGCAGAAGAGUCCGUGUCUGAGGACUCAAGUACCAAGGCGGCUCCCAGCAGGCAUGUUCUCUACGUGGGCCACCUGAACCCCCAGUUCUCAGUGCCUGUGCUCGCCUGCCUGCUGCGAGACGCCCUGGAGCAGCUGGAGCUGCUGGUGGCGCGGGAGCACAUCCAGGUGGUGAGGCAGCCACGCAAGGCCUACGCGCUGGUGCAGGUGGCCGCCCACGAGGACACCCUGGCCUCCCUGCCCUGGCGCCUACGCACGGCCUUGGAGGAGCACCAGGUCAUCCAGGAGCUGGUGGCCCCUGGGAAGGAGCUGGUGCUGGGUGAGGGCCGGGAGCCCUCAAACCGCAGAGAGCAGAAGGAAGACAGCAGCCCAAGCCCCAGCCCCAGCCCCAUCCUGGGCUCCAGGCCCCGGCUGGCCUGGCUCGCCGGACCCCUUCCUACCCAGGUCCCCACCCCACGGCAGGACUCCCCAGGCCGGCCCAGUGGCACGCGCUCAGACAGCGCCAUCGCGCACCAAGAGAUCCUGGGCCAGGAGCGCCUCUUCCAGGGCGCCUUCCUGGGCAGCGAGACACGCAACGUGGAGUUCAAGAGGGGGGGCGGCGAGUACCUGAGCCAGGCCUUCAAGCACCACCUGCGUCGCUACGUGUGCGCCUUCCUCAACAGCGAGGGCGGCAGCCUGCUGGUGGGCGUGGAGGACAGUGGCCUGGUGCAGGGCAUCCGCUGCAGCCACCGUGACGAGGACCGCGUGCGCCUGCUGGUGGACUCCAUCCUGCAGGGCUUCAACCCCCAGGUCUUCCCUGACGCUUACAAGCUCACCUUCAUCCCCGUGGUCAGCACCUCUGCCACCGGCACCCCCCUCAAGGUGAUCCGCCUGAGCGUGCACGCCCCCAAGGCCCAGGCCCAGCCGCAGCUCUACGAGACGGACCAGGGGGAGGUGUUCCUGCGGCGGGACGGGAGCAUCCAGGGCCCCCUAUCCGUACGCGCCAUCCAGGAGUGGGGCAGGCAGAAGUGGACGGCUGAGCUGAGCAAGCUGGAGGAGAGGCUGCGGGUGCUGACAGCCGAGAAGGAGCAGCUCCAGCAGCAGCUGCAGCGGUACAAGCCCAUCUCCUGCACCUGCUGCGUCCUGUGAGGGCCCAGCGCUCUACCUGGAACACACAGGGCCGUCCUACUGACCCUAGGUCCCCCCAGUAAAACCAGUCUGGGCUGCUCAGAGGUGGAUGGGAGCUCUGCACUUGCUGGCUCCUUCUACAACAGUGUGCUCACACGGGCUGGUCCCCAUGUGGUGUCAGUCCUGAGCAGACCCUGAUCUGUGUAGCUGAGAAACUGUGCUUAGCACGAUCCCCAAGGCAACUUACUUUCAGAAAGAACGUGUAAAAACUUGGCCAGCGCUCUCCUUGGGCUGAGCUGUAAGGGACUGUCCCUCUGGGUCUCUGACUCCCGUUGGCUAGGCAGGUCCAGAAAGGGACUUGUCACCUUGGGAAAGCCCCUCUGCAGAUGGCAAAGUACACUGAUAACUGCGGUUACAGGGUGGACAGGCCACCCUGCAGACCCACCCCUGGCUUGCUGGGAUUUGGGACUGUCAAAGCUCUGUAAUAAAUCACAUGCCCCCAGGCAAGAAUGGUUCUUUCUAGAACACUUGGCUGGUUGGAUGCAGCUGGGUAGAGUCCCAUGCCCAGCCCAUUUCUGUCCAGGGGGCCCUGAGUUCCUCCCCCUACAAAGCUAAGGAGUAAGGGGGUAAGGAGCCUGGAUGGUUGGGUCCCAGUCCAUCUCUGCCUUGAAGACGGGUACCUUAGGGCAAAUCACAAUACUUCUGCUUUAGUUUCUUCAUCUACAGGACAAUAGGGGACAGCUGGCACCCUGCUUCUCUCCAGCACACACCAACACCUGCACAGGGAGGGUCUGACUUCCAUUCCAUGCACCCUCCAGCCACUGGAGAGGAUUCCUGCUCUGGCCAUUUCCCCUGUCAUCUCCACCAGUGGAGCCAGAGGCUCUAUAAAGCCAACAUCUGCACCCGGGCAAGAAUGGUUCUUUCUAGAACAUGCCUGGGCUCAAAGACCUCCAAGAGCUCCCCAUCUCACCAAGAGCAAAGCCCAAAUAUCAGUCUACACAAUCCCCCCUGACUUGGCUCACCUGCCCUCAAGGCCUCCUGCCUCUUGCUACUGCAUUCCAGCUACACUGACCAACUUGUUUCAUGAGCACACCGGCCUCAGGGCCUUUGCACUGGCUGCUUCCACCGCCUGGAAUACUCCACCCUCAAGUGGAGAGGAAAGGAACCUCCCUACCCAUUCUAUUGCAAAUUACUCUCUUCUUCCCUGCUUCCAUCUUUUUCUUUCUGCAGAGCACCUGUCAGUCACACUGUAGCUUUUAUUUGUUGUUUCCUCCUCACUAGGAUGCAUGCUCAUGGGGACAGGGAUUUUGGUCUGUUUUGUCCACUGCUUUAAGUUUAGAAACUAAAACGUAGCUGGCAUGCGGCAGAUGCCCAGUAAAUAUUUGCUGAUGAAAGCAUCAAGGAUACUCCUAAAUGUGGGGCCUGAGGCCCUAGAAAACCAUGAAACUUUGUCGAAGAGGGUAUUUCACAGGACUGGGGGUCCAUGGAACACACUUCAGUGAUCCCCUCUCCCUCCCCCAGCCUAGAGGUCCUUGGCCACAUCCAUGGAGUAGACAACAGAGGACCCCUCGUGGGCCAAUCACAACUGCUCUGAAACUUGGUUUUCCCAUUUACCAAACACACUGGUUAUAGGGACCAAAGGUGGUAAUGGAUGCCCAUCUCAUGAUGGACUACCGACCCACUGAACUGCUCGGGGUCACUGACCUUAGGGCCUGAGCCAGCUUCUCAGAAGCCACUGCACAGAGGGGCUUCCCUGGUGGUGCAGUGGUUAAGAAUCCGCCUGCCAAUGAAGGAGACACGGGUUCGAGCCCUGGUCCAGGAAGAUCCCACAUGCUGUGGAACAACUAAGCCCAUGCACCACAACUACUGAGCCUGUG